Messenger RNA from Vollenhovia emeryi, 2269 nucleotides. Its product is annotated as facilitated trehalose transporter Tret1-like. Gene Ontology annotation, molecular function: transmembrane transporter activity. Gene Ontology annotation, cellular component: membrane. Gene Ontology annotation, biological process: transmembrane transport. The transcript has 8 exons. The record is from RefSeq and is a predicted model, not a curated record. The coding region runs from base 509 to 1936 and encodes 475 amino acids. NCBI's taxonomy places the organism in Eukaryota, Metazoa, Arthropoda, Insecta, Hymenoptera, Formicidae.
CUCGCCUCCGCCGGCCUGUCUGAUAAAGAGAACCCACGCGACGCGACCGAGUCCUCCUCCGCGGCGCAAGAACCGGGAGUUCCGAGACUGCGUUUCGAAAGCCAUUAUCCUCCAGCCGUAAGAGACCGGGGAGGACGGUACCGCGUUCCCGUGACGUAACCCUAUUUCGUUCCAUUUAAGUUAGCUCUCAGCCUCCACGGUUUCGGCAUCGCUCGCCUAACGACGCGUCCGGGGGAUCGCCGCUCUGAGAUUCGGGCACGCAACAGUUUUCGUCUACGUUGAAUCGCCCGGCGCGAAGCCUGUAACCGAGUUUACCAGCUAAGUGUGUGACUUGUAAUAAUUGUUAUCAGCGAAACGUCUUUUUUUAACGCAAACAACUUCUUUUUGAAGUGACAAUGUUACCAGCCGCUGAGAGAAACAUCGCUCUGAGCUUGCAGAAGACGUAUACUUAAAUACUUUCUGGAAAGUUGCAUUCCUGGCACCCGUGUAACAGUGUGGCGGAUUAAAAAUGGCAAAAGUACUCGAGGCUCUACUACGACUGUGGCCUCAGUGGUUCGCAACUCUAAUAGUGACCCUGUUGUCCAUCAGUAUUGGUCUCGCGAUCGGUUGGACGUCGCCUUACUUGGCACAACUGACCGGCGAGGAUCCGCCGUUUCGGGUAACGGACGAAGAAGGGUCCUGGAUAGCCUCUCUAUUGCCUCUCGGCCGUCUCUUAGGCGCCAUCAUUGGGUCUGUCACUUUAGAAUAUAUCGGUAGUAAGACGUCUGUCUUGUUCACGGGACUGCCGAUGAUCUUCAGCUGGAUUUGCAUAAUAUUCGCCACUUCCCCCGUAUGGCUGUACGUCGCGAGGAUAUUUUCAGGUAUAUCGAUGGGAAUGAUAUUCAGCUGUUAUCCGCUUUAUAUCGGUGAAAUUUCGACGCCAUCGAUCCGCGGCGCCUUGGUGUGUAUGAUUAUCAACGGACUCCCCAUAGGCGCGCUCUUCGGUAACAUAAUAGGUGCGAAUAUGUCGAUGAUGUAUUUCGGUAUCAUUAGCUUGAUACUGACGCUAUGCUACAUGGCAAUCUUUCCAUUCUUGCCGCAAUCACCGUAUUACCACGUACGACGCAAUGACACUAAAAGAGCGGAACAAGCCAUUCGAUGGUAUUAUCGAAAAGUUGAUGUAAAAAGCGAAAUGGAGUCUGUGGAGCAUUUUGUGAAGUCAACGUGUACAAUGAGCAUGAGGGAACGAUUGGAGCAGAUAAAAGAGCCGAAGAAUCGUCGCUCUUUCAUAAUGAUAAUAUUAUUAUUCAUGUUUAUGCAACUCAGCGGACUGAACACUAUUAUAUUUUACAUGGAGAUUAUUGCGAGAAAGGCAAUGGUCACGUCGAUCACACCUUCGAACCUAGUAAUCAUCGUCAGUGCAACUUGUAUAAUUGUCGGCUGGGCGAGCGUAUUCGCCAUCGAUCGUUGUGGUCGCAGAAUCCUAUUAGCGAUCUCAUCCUUCGGCGUGAUGAUCAGUAUGGCGUUGUUAGGUUUGCAUUUCGUCCUGCUGGACUAUGACUUCGAUCCCAGUAAUCUGGAGUGGGAGGUGAUCUUGGCGUUACUGCUGUUCCCGCUAAUGUGUUUCGGACUCACACCAGUACCCAGCACGAUGCUGAGCGAAAUAUUUCCGUCUGACUUGAAAAGCAUGGCUGGAUUCAUCGGGGGCGUCACGGCGGCGGUAUUCGCGUUCGUCGCCUCGAGGACAUAUCAGCCUCUGGUAGAUCUCAUCAGCGAGAAGUAUGUCUUCUGGUUCUACGCAGUGAUCAUCAUGAUCAGCCUCGUGUAUUCGCUCACCGUGGUGCCAGAGACGAAAGGAAAAACGCUGCAGGAAAUUCAAGACAUGAUGGCCGCAAGAAGUGCCACUGAUAGAUCACAACAAGAGAUGCGCGUUGAAAAUGGAAGUAGUCAAACGUAGCGAAUUUCGUAACUCUUUCAGAAUAUAGAAUAGUAUUUAAUUUAGUUACGAGAGAAGAAGAUAUGUAUGUGCUUUUUUUAUAAUACUGUAUAUACAACUAUGAUUUAUAUAAAUAAUUGUAAAAGGAAUUAUUUGUGAUAUAAAAAAUAGCUGAUUAUAAACAACCGUAUAAAUCAGCGGAAUAGAUUCAAGAUUAAGUACAAAUGAUUAUUUAGAAUUAGAAAUGGAAAAAGAUGAAACUGCUUGCCUAAAAAUCUUGGUCAUUUAGGUGAACAGUGCCAUUUGAAUUUUUUGUCGCGUAUAAAAAAUAAAAAUAUCAGCAUAAUCACAUAA